UUCCCGUCCAGUGGACGAAGUUUCCAGGAAAUUCAGGCUCAGCUGAAUGAGGUGGCAGCUGGCCUUAACCAGUCAGCCAAUGAGGUGGUCCAGGCAUCUAGAGGGACCACCCAGGACCUGGCCAGGGCUACCAGCAAGUUUGGACAAGACUUCAACACCUUCCUGGAUGCUGGGGUUGACAUGGCUGGAACCUCCCAGUCCAAAGAGGAUCAGACACAAGUAGUGUCCAACCUGAAAACUAUCUCUAUGUCAUCAAGCAAGCUGCUGCUUGCAGCCAAGGCUCUGUCCACCGACCCCAGCUCACCCAACCUGAAGAACCAGCUAGCAGCAGCAGCUCGGGCAGUAACAGACAGCAUCAACCAGCUCAUCACUAUGUGCACUCAGCAGGCUCCAGGUCAGAAGGAGUGUGACAACGCUCUCAGAGAGCUGGAGUCAGUGAAAGGGAUGCUGGAGAACCCCACAGAGGCAGUGAAUGAGCAGUCGUUCUUCGAGUGCAUUGACGGCGUCAUGGAGAAUUCUAAGGUUCUUGGUGAGUCCAUGGCAGGCAUUUCACACAAUGCCAAGAAUUCUAACCUGCCUGAGUUUGGAGACUCAGUCAGUGCUGGAUCCAAAGCAUUGUGUGGUCUCACUGAAGCAGCUGCACAGGCAGCUUAUUUGGUGGGAGUGUCAGACCCUAACAGCGUAGCAGGUCAGAAAGGUCUUGUGGAUCCCACUCAGUUUGCACGGGCUAACCAGGCUAUCCAGAUGGCCUGCCAGAACCUGGUGGAUCCAGCCUGCACCCAGUCUCAGGUUCUUUCUGCAGCGACCAUUGUUGCCAAACACACUUCAGCUCUGUGCAAUGCCUGCCGCCUGGCCUCUUCCAAAACACCUAACCCUGUUGCCAAGAGACAGUUUGUCCAGUCAGCCAAAGAAGUGGCCAACACCACUGCCAACCUGGUGAAAUCUAUAAAGGCUUUAGAUGGAGCCUUUAAUCAGGAGAACAGAGAGAAGUGCAAGGCUGCUACUGGCCCUUUGAUAGAAGCUGUGGACAACCUGACUGCCUUCGCCUCAAACCCAGAGUUCGCCAGCAUUCCUGCUCAUAUCAGUCCGGAGGGGCACGCAGCCAUGGAGCCAAUUUUAACAGCAGCACAGAUGAUGCUGGAGAGCUCGACGGGCCUGAUCCAGACCGCCCGGUCCCUGGCGGUCAACCCCAAAGACCCCCCUAAGUGGUCGGUGCUGGCGGGACACUCGAGGACAGUGUCUGACUCCAUAAAGAAGCUCAUCACGAACAUGAGAGAAAAGGCUCCAGGCCAGAGAGAAUGUGAUGACGCUAUAGAGGUGUUGAACGGUUGCAUCCGUGAGGUUGACCAGGCCUCUCUGGCUGCAAUAAGCCAACACUUAACACCCCGAGAUGACAUCUCUAUGGAGGUAAAGACGGCUCUAAAUGCUACUUUUCCUCCUCUGUGGUUCAUAAUAAGCUUUAAAAGUUGACAAGAAAAAGUUAUU
This is a messenger RNA of Poecilia reticulata (guppy), 1485 nucleotides long. The record is from RefSeq and is a predicted model, not a curated record. NCBI's taxonomy places the organism in Eukaryota, Metazoa, Chordata, Actinopteri, Cyprinodontiformes, Poeciliidae.